AUGGAGUUUUCUGGCAGCACACUCUCCGUCUCUGAGGUGGAAAUAAUGGUGCGACAACUGAAGCCGAUGCCGAUUGAGAAGGUUGGCACGACUGAAUGGAAAGACCAGCGUGAGAUGGUUGAGCGGCUCAACAUGUGUUCUCACAGCAACGCCGUUCUUAAGAAGGAUGAUACCGUCAAGGCGUUUCUCAUAGAGCAUGAAAAACUGUCGGUCCUGUUGCAUGAGUUGCUGGUGAUGGAGGCGUGGCGUCAUCGCGUGCUACCCUUGGUAAAGGACAUGAUUGCAGGGAAUCCCACGGCGAUGUAUAUGUUUCCCUACUACGAAAUGGUUUUGGUAAACCUGUUUGAAUGUAUUUGUUUUCACGAAGAGGUGGUAGUGGCCCUUGAUGAUGAUGUUUUGGAGCUUUUGGAUUAUUGCUGGCGACAAGCCUCCCGUCUCUUUGCAGAGAAGGGGAUUAAUGAUAUCCCAGCUAGACCCACACUCCAGGAAAUUAGUGAAGAGGAUUCACUCCGGCAUAUGGAACGACAGUUAUCACACGGCAUGGUGCAGCGCGCUUUAACUUCUCUGUCUAUUCUUUGGUUUAUUAUUGAUCGACUGGAGCAGUUGCCUCUUUCGGUGUCUAACUCGGUGUUUAAUAAGAAUGAUCUUGUGUUGGGCCUCUCAGAGAUCAUGAUGCUUCAACCCUGGUUACGCCGCGGCUCGGGUGCGACGCAGAAGUAUUUGAAUGGGGAAUUUAAGGAUGUUCCACAGGGAGACGCUCUUCUUGUUUGUGUCCCCGAGGCACAUACGUGGUUUUGCCUUCAUAAGAUGCUGUGCGACCCUGAGUGUCGACGGCGGUAUCCGUAUACACAGAGCAAGAAGGAGCUUAUUCUUCGCAUCCGUCGGUUCCUCAAUGACACAAUUGUCGACCAGAUUCCCGCUUUGGCUAGUGUGCAGCGGGCCUUGGAGGAGCUUUCUUUUAUGCAGCCGCCAAGUGACACCGAGGCGAAGUUUAAAAGCUCUCUGACCAUAGAGCAGGUCCCACGCAUCAUGGCGGCAGUGGAGGCUUCACGAACGCAUAGCUGGGAAGACGUUGCCAAUACGUUUGCCGCUAUGCUGAAGGACCCACGCAUAAAGAAUGAAGAUGCCAUGCGGAUGGCACGCAUCUUUGAUGAGAUGUUUGCAGAGAAUGAAAGGCCAAAAUAG
Molecule: messenger RNA, 1185 nt
Organism: Trypanosoma cruzi
Lineage: Eukaryota; Euglenozoa; Kinetoplastea; Trypanosomatida; Trypanosomatidae
Exons: 1
Coding region: 1-1185 (394 amino acids)
Cellular component (GO): cytoplasm
Source: RefSeq, a predicted model, not a curated record